Messenger RNA from Dreissena polymorpha, 2660 nucleotides. RefSeq names its product AP-4 complex subunit beta-1-like. Gene Ontology annotation, cellular component: membrane coat. Gene Ontology annotation, biological process: vesicle-mediated transport; intracellular protein transport. Gene Ontology annotation, molecular function: clathrin binding. The transcript is spliced from 4 exons. The record is from RefSeq and is a predicted model, not a curated record. NCBI's taxonomy places the organism in Eukaryota, Metazoa, Mollusca, Bivalvia, Myida, Dreissenidae. Bases 82 to 1695 code for a protein of 537 amino acids.
AACUUUUACAGCGAAUAUAUUUUACACACUGCUUAUAAAAUGAAAGUAGGAUUUUGAAAACAAGAACAAGUAUUUGAGAUAAUGGAAAAUCUUUCCAUCGAUUAUAUCCUGCGGGAACUGUCAAGUAUGAAGAUUGCCACGGAUGUGCCCAGGUGUAGACACUGUUUGUCAAAGGUUCUGCAACUCUGUUCGUCAAUAGUUGCUCAGGACUUAUCUCCCUUUCUUCCUCCUGUCGUUAACCUGAUGGCACACUCUGAUCUGCUCAUCAAGAAGUCAGCAUGUCUCAUCCUGACCAAAGUUUCAGAGUGUAAGUCAGAGUUAUUCCUGUUGGCUGUGAAUACUUUGCUGAAGGACAUUGAAGACAGUAACCCAACUGUUAGAGCCCUAUCCCUACACACUCUGUGUGCCAUGAAGCAUGCAACAUUUGUGGAACACCGCUACAGCUCUGUUGUCAAGCUGUUGAGCGACCCUAGCGCCUAUGUGCGACGUGCUGCUGUCAUGUCAGUGGUCACCAUGUAUCACGAUGAGAAAUCGGUAUCCAAAGAUGCUGUUGUUGUUAAUAGGCUGUAUGAACUUGUUCGUGAUGAUGACCCUCUGGUGGUGGUGAACUGUCUGACGGUUUUAGAGGAGAUUCUAGAAUCAGAAGGGGGUGUGGUUUUAAGCAGAAAAAUGGUCGGGUAUCUGGUUAAGCGGUUGGAGUCUUUUACGACUUGGGGUAAAGCAUACGUUAUGAAGCUUCUGCAAAAAUAUAAACCUAAGUCUGAGGAAGAAAUUCUGGACUUAAUGAAUGUUUUGGAUCCGUUUCUAGAUAAUAACUGUGCUACAAUCUCCUUAUAUACCUUGCAGUUCUUUUUGCUGCUGAUCAAAGAUUUGCCUGAUUUUAAAGACGAUGUUUUUCUGAGGUGUCAGAAAAUGUUUCUUGGUGUAUUUACAUGUGGUAACAGUGAGUUAAUAAGCUGCUUUCUAGAUUACUUACAGAAAGAGCACAAACCUGAUAAGAACGCCAUCCAGAAGCUAUUUGCCGACCACUACAAAGUGGUGUUCUGCAAACAAAAAGAGCCAGGUUAUUUAAAAAUUCAAAAACUGAAGUUACUGGUCGAGCUGAUAGAAGAAGAGAAUUUUACUGCAAUUUUGGAAGAAUUAAUUCUCUACAGUUCCGAUAGGGAUCCUCAAGUGUCCAUAUGCUCCAUAGGCUGUCUGAAGAGGUUGGUCCUAGAAUGGCCUGGCGUGAGUACCCAACUCUUGAAAGCUUUUCAUAAGCUUCUGAGAAGUGAGAGAAAUCAUGUGGUGUCCAAUACGCUUCAGGUCCUAGUGACUUUUUCACCUGAAACGCUGAAAAAUUUGUCUGAGGUUUCGACGCAGCUGUGUUUAAUUGCUCAGAAGAUGUCUGAUGCUGAGGCAGUGGUUGCUGUGCUUUAUUUGAUUGGCCAGUUUGAAUUGGAUAAUGCAGACUCACUAGAUGUAAUCGAGGAAUUUAUAAACAAAUUCUCAGAACUUGAUGUCAAAGUGAAAACCCAGCUGUUGAUGACCUCCUUCGCAUUGUUUUGUAAGCAGCCAGCAAUGUUUCAGCCGAUUCUAGCAGAAGUGAUAGAUCUCUGUAUGCAUGAUGACGACUGUGACUUGGUCUACCAGGCCAAGUGCUAUUUCUCUGUUCUCCAUACAGAUGCUCAAACUGCUAUGAAAAUAUUUUGUUAAGCUUCUUUUGACUGAAAACCCUGGUUGAUGACCAGAAAAUUGUUAAUGUAAUUGUUAUGUUCAGACAUCAGAAUCUGAAAAAAUAUCAGACAAAAGUAUAUCUCAAGUCGACUUACUUAUAUAUCAUCACAACAAAAUGAAUAAGUAAAAUAUGUAUAUGUGUUUUUUUUCUUUAAAUUUAAUAUCUGUUUAAUGUAAAGAUGCGAAGUAAACAUACAUUGUGAUGUGUUUUAACCAUCAAUUAGCAUACUGGAUUCUAUCUUCAUUUAAGAGGCCUGAUAGCUGGAUUUCCAGUCAUUACACCCCCAGACAUUACACCCCUAGUCAUUACACCCUCUAAGCAUGGACAUUACACCUCUCAAGGUGUAGUCAUUACACCCCCAAGAUAUUAACAUAAUUGAUUAGAUCACUAAGGUGUGAUCACACCUAUAAAUUAUUGGGGCACACUUCAAUUGAUUAAUGAUGUUCCUGCUUUAAAUAUAUUAUAUUUCAUAUUUGAUUUUGUUUGUGCCGGGUGCCUAUGCUUAAGUCAAUAUCAAUUUGUGUUUCAGUGAUAAAACUCAAAUGAAGAUGCAGAAAAUUAACAUUUACGAAUGCAUUUACUAUUGAAUAUCUGUUUCUAUUGUUUUCUGAUAUAUGCUAAUUAAGCCACACAAUAACAGAUGAGCAGAUUACGUAAAUAUUUGUAAAAUUUUCAGUGGUUCAUAAGUUAUCUAUUGGAAGGUGUGAUCACACCUUACUAAUCUAAUCAAUAUCAUGGAGUGUGUAAUGACUACACCUUGAGAGGUGUAAUGUCCAGGCUUAGAGGGUGUAAUGACUAGGGGUGUAAUGUCUGGGGUAUGUAAUGACUGGAUAGGGCUAGCCGCUGGAAAAGUUGUAUUUCCAUUGCACAUGUGUGUUAAAGUUUUGCAUGUUCCAAUUGUAAUAUGAACGAGAUACAAUGUACAUUAAAAAUGCUUUUAUAA